This is a messenger RNA of Sphaerodactylus townsendi, 560 nucleotides long. RefSeq names its product bolA family member 2B (gene BOLA2B). Gene Ontology annotation, molecular function: 2 iron, 2 sulfur cluster binding. The record is from RefSeq and is a predicted model, not a curated record. Gene Ontology annotation, biological process: intracellular iron ion homeostasis. The transcript has 3 exons. Gene Ontology annotation, cellular component: cytosol; nucleus. NCBI's taxonomy places the organism in Eukaryota, Metazoa, Chordata, Lepidosauria, Squamata, Sphaerodactylidae. The coding region runs from base 90 to 365 and encodes 91 amino acids.
ACUUCCCUGGGGGCGGAAGUGACGUAAACUGUAGGCGGAAAUGGAGCUACUGGCUGUUCUCUUUCAUUCGGAGAGCCUUUGCAAAUAGGAUGGAGGUGUCAGAAGCGCUCAGUGCGGAGUCUUUGCGGGAGCGGCUGUUGCGAGGCCUGGAAGCCGAGCAUGUGGAAGUAGAAGAUACAACUCCUGGACGCUGUGCAACAAGCUUCAAAGUCUUGGUAGUUUCCCCACGAUUCCGGGGGAAACCACUGCUCCAGAGGCACAGGCUGGUCAACGAAGUCUUAGCAGAGGAGCUGAAGCACAUCCAUGCCUUCGAACAGCGAACUCUGACGCCGGAACAGUGGGCCAAAGAGCAGGAAGCCAAGUGAGAGCUGCGACCUCCAUGGUCAGGAAAACCAGAAUAGCUCCUCGAGAGGAGGGAGAGACAGCAGUGGGAUGAAUGUAUGAGGGAGAUGUGGGACCCGUCCAGCACACUAGCCUGCCCCUCGACCCCGAGCAGCGGGGAGUGGUAGGAGGACUUGAAAUAAAGCAUGCAGUGGCAAAUAAAAAUGGUUCCCUGAGUA